AUGGAGGAAAACCCGCGCAGACGAAGCAGUGUCGCUGGACAGGCGACAACACCAUCUUCCUUGCGACACUGUUCAUAUCCCUCGUCAGCGACAACAGCUCAGAGCCAAAGCGGAAGCAAGUCUCUAAGACACAGCUCGAAGUCGAAAAAGAGAUCGGAACCCCUUAGGCCUCCUGCGCUCGCCCGAGUCAAGGGCAGAAUCGACAUGGAGACCCCAACACGAAUGGGCAGUGACAUGUCGUGGCUCCAGGAUGCCUCCCCGAUUACGAGGAACCCUCGUACACCGCAAAGAUCGAGAUCCCAAACACCCGAACCGAACACGUCGUCACUCGUCAACCCGUCCUCAGCCCUUUUACAAGACCUGUUGAAGGAACAGCGUGCGACUAGAGGCGCUCGCCCAGGUGGACUUGAGGAGCUGGAAGAUAGCCCUCAACGUACCCCGGAAUGGUGUCACUCUCAAUCCCGAUCCCAUUCCCAGGAAGAGCCGGGCUCGGAAAAGCAGCCAAACACAAAGAUGUCAUCAUCUGGGAGUGUUAGACAGCCGCGGGAGAUGGGGGUACGGGAAACAGACCAGUACAUCUCCAAACUUAGCAAACAAAACUUCGACCUCAAACUAGAGAUCUUUCAUCGGGUGCAACAAGUCUCUACACUUGAGAAGAAAGUGGAGAGAAUGCAAGAACUGGAGGAUGAGCUGGAGCGCAUGCGGGGGCUGGAAGAGGAGGUGCAGGAGCUUAGAGCAGCCGAAGAGGACAACCAAAGACUACGAGAAUCGAACGAGCAACUGCGACAAGAGAUCGAUAAGCGAGACCAAGCCGUUACCGAAGCCGUUGAGCUAAUAUGCCAGCUUGAGGCCAGAGUGGACGAACUCGAGACUGGGACGGGCUCGACAAGGCCUUCUACUGCGCGGCCCUAUAUUGACGACGGUUCCGAUGUUGCUACCCCCAGGAAUCUUUCGACUCUCGACAUUCCGGAGAGGACGUCCUCAAGACGAAGCGCUAGGUUUGCCGAACGCCGCCGGGUAUCAUCGGGGUCCCGCCAUCUGCAACGGGCGCCAUCUUUCCUGCUUGAGGAGAGCAAGAGCACAGCUGCUCUCCGAAGUCUUUACAUAGAAGCGGAUAUUGAAGAGGAUGAGAAACCCGUGCUGGAGCCGACAAAGAUAACCAAGUCUGAAAGUAUGAACUCUAUGGCUGAAACGGAAACGACUGAAACUAUCGAGCCAGAGUCACCUAGACUUAGCGCUCUAAGCGAGUGUAGCGAGCUGAAUAUUGAUGACACGCCGAUUACAGAAGAUGGGUUCGACACGAUUGACAUUCCAGUGCGACAGAAGGAGACCGGCGGCCUGACCCUGGGCCUUUCUUCCACAACACUGGGCAGCUCCGAUCGAGAUCUGGUCCGUAUUGAUCAAUGGUAUACAGCGGAGGCAGACGAUGCCGGCAAGCCAGACAACUCUAGCCGAAAAGCCAGACGUCUAUCAGAUAUCUUCAAGGAGCCCGAAACCUCAAGUCCCAGCAGCUCGUUCAACAGCUCAAGUCACAAGUCGAGGAUGGAAAGUAUCUUUGGGGGCUCACGAAUGCCCCCAACUCCAGACACAAUGACUACAGCCUACGCAGGGCUGGCAAACCGCUCUUCCAACAGCACUAUUGCAGACAAGAGUCAAUCUGACUUGCGCCGAUGCCUUACACGAGCACGCUCUGCCGACGAACUCACAGCUAGGCGGAGUUCCAUAAACAGCGAGCCUAGACAAAGCAUGGAUACCAACAUGAGCGAAGUCACAUUUCCCCGAGUCAGUUUGGACGAAAGGGACGAAGACCCUGCAAUCUUCCCCUUGAACAGCAUCCAAUCCCGCUUCGGGUACUCAGCUAACCAAGGACUCUUCCACGGCGACUUCGAAAGAGUACUAGCGAGAAUGGACAAGGACUACUACUCCCCGUCCAAACGGACCACGCGCAACAGAUCCGCCAGUCGCGGAUCCUCACCACCCUCCAUGACCGCCGAAGACUGGAUUGAGGCGGCCCGUCCCGGGACCCGGAACCGUACGGGCCCUCUCCCAGAAAACUCUGGGCUUGUUGGUGCACGGGCGCCAAGCCAGUCCUCGUUCCUGGGCCGAAGGCAUAGCAUCGAUUCCGCCGUCCGUGAACCGGACCUACCCAUCAUUCAAACCCUAAACCCGCGCUCUCUAGAAAAUGAUGCGCCGACACCCCCAACAACAGACCCAGACCCAGAGCGCCGCCGGAGAAUCAGCCUCCUCCCACCUUUCUUCAGUCGCUCCGGCACUGCGCGCCGACUCCAGCCACCCGUGAUGUCUGACCCCGUCGACUCGGACGGGGGCGCACCCUCCCCCGUUAUUCGUAAGACAAGAAAUCAGACACCAUCAUCAAAGGUCCCCCGCCCAUUAUCCGGACACGGCCUCGACUUUAGCACAUCAAUGGGACCAACAUAUGCAGAAGACAGCAUAUCCCGUUCCUUCACAGAGGCCAACCUCUUCAGCAGCUCUAUGAACUCCUCGGCAACAGCUCGACCUUCUACUUCGAACGGCAAGGACCAGCACAAACGCCGUGGAUCCCUGGGUAUAUUCGGCUGGAUGAAGGGCGCCAGUGUUGGCCUGGGGUCGCUCAAGAGGUCGGAAACAACCAACUUCACAAAUACUCCUACUUCGCGUCCCGAGAGUCCUGGCACGCCAACGACCACCUCUGCAUCUGCUGUCACAACAGUCCGUGCCUCCUCGCGCUUAGCAACGCACGAUAAUGUUACCCUAGCUCCUGACACGAAGUCUGCCGAGCCAGUCGCAGACGAGUUCGCUACCAGGACCAGACACCCAACUCGGACAGAAGAGCCAGCCGACGAACAGGGACGGCGUCCGCGGUACAUGGAGCGACGGUCCCGUCGACCAUGA
This is a messenger RNA of Aspergillus calidoustus, 2892 nucleotides long. NCBI's taxonomy places the organism in Eukaryota, Fungi, Ascomycota, Eurotiomycetes, Eurotiales, Aspergillaceae. The record is from the annotation of a GenBank genome assembly.